This is a messenger RNA of Lynx canadensis (Canada lynx), 2136 nucleotides long. It is a transcript of the gene CB4H10orf67, whose product is annotated as chromosome B4 C10orf67 homolog. The record is from RefSeq and is a predicted model, not a curated record. NCBI's taxonomy places the organism in Eukaryota, Metazoa, Chordata, Mammalia, Carnivora, Felidae. The transcript is spliced from 17 exons. Bases 1 to 1698 code for a protein of 565 amino acids.
AUGGCAACGGACGCGGGGUUCUGGACUCCGACUCCCCCGAGCCCCCAGCUUCGCGGGAGGCGGCCGGCUGAGCCGCGGGCUCCGAUGGCGGGCAAGGGCGACACGCCCGAGACCGAGGAGUGCUGGAAGAUCCUCGAGAGCCUCGAGUCGACUAUUGAGCAAUGCCGGUUCAGCCCCAGACUUAAAAUUUCCGAUGAUUUGAAGAUUGGCUUUUUCAGCACAGACCAUGCUACUCAAACUGAUUCCAAUGAAAUUUUGCCAUUGAAAGAGUUGAGUUCAUCUACAGAGAAGCUAGUACAGGUCAUUAGAUCUCUUCAGGUGGAUUUUGGGUUCCUCAGAGAACUGCUUCAGCUGAAGUUUGAGGACCGUCUCAAAGAGGAGUCUUUCAACCUGUUCACUGCUCUACAUGACAGGAUCCUAACAAUCGAAAAACACUAUCAAGAGAAUGAGGACAUCAUAAGAAAAUGCUACAAUCAGCAGUUGGCUGAUGCCAUAGCUGUUAUCAAAGGAACGUACAAGCAAUUCUUUGAGGUGGAGGAAGAGACUUUUGUGCAAGAAUCAGCUACUAUCAAAAUGAGUAAUUUGUUAAAAAGACUGAAGGAGAGAGAAGAAAUGAUUAAGGAUUUAAGAGAAGAGCUAUGUCAAUAUGAAGAGUCUAGAUUUCAAAAACUUGAUGCUUUUGCCAGAGAGACAGCUCUAGAAAGAGAGGAUUUGGAGUACAAACUGGAAAACGAGAGGCUGCUUCAAAUCGUUUCAGAGCUCGAAGAAGCAAUCCGACUCAAUCUAAGGGAAAAUGCAGUAUUAGAAGAUGAAAUUAUAACUCUGAAAGAGACGGCAGCAAAGGAUCAUAGAACUAUUCAAAAGCUGAUUGAUGGUAGAGACAGAUUACUAUGUGAGCUUGAUUAUGAAAAAUCAGUAGUUCAAGAAAUGAUUAAUAAACAGCAGGAGGACAUGGAAACAAGGAAGAGGAUUGAGAGCCUAAGCGUCAAGAGCUGGAGAGCACUCAAGGAGAAAGAAACCUCUUUGUCUCUGUGGUCCUCACAACCCAGGAUUCCAUCCAGGCCUGGAACCAUUUCAAGGGCACGCUCGCCCUCCUCCAGUUUAGCGCCUGUUAAGACCAAGAAAGUUAAGACUCCGAAGAAAUCUGCCAAAGAAGAACAGCCUGUGGUAAGAUCUCCAAAACCAGUCGGAAUGCACAAAGAAAAGAAGGGGAGAUUACCAGUGGCUAAGAUGGAAGACAAACAUGAUUUGGAAGAGCAAAUACGAGUGCUAAGGGCAAAUUUAGAAAGUGAGAAGAGGAAGAUAGAAAGAUUUAAGAAAGAAUCCGAAUGGAUAAACAAAAACUGGGAAAAGAAAUUCUAUAUUCUCAGGAACAGCUUUCAUGUCCUUAAAAAUGAGAUGUUUACUAGGCACACGUUGUUUCGUCAGUUUGCAGUACUUGCUGAUUCAUCCUUCAAUUAUAUUAAAUUAAAACCUUUAUUUGUGGAGUCUAAGAUGAACCUGAUAACAGACCGUACUUCCUCUUCAAGUGAUCAUACACCUGUGCUAGACAACAAGGACACGGAUGUAGUCAGUGAUCAGACAUAUUUUCCCCCGUCACCAAAAGGGAGGGUGUCUGGAACCCUGGAAGAAGAGUCUUUGGAGAAGCCAUUGAUACUCCAGAACAACCCAGUGAAUGAUGUGGACGCUACUGAGUGAGGGGCAGGGCCCUGGGCUGCGCAGAGGGGGACCACAGAGAGGACCCUCUCCAUCCUGGCGUAAGGCCUGCCUCCCUGGCCAAGAGAUACUCCCUCCAAGGCGUUUCUAACAAAGCUGUUCCGUCUCCCCGAUGAUGUAGACUAACUCGAGGCCUGCCCUUGAAACGAAGAGAACGCGACGUCCACCUGGCUGUGCGCACCUUUCCAAACCCUCAAAGGCAGGUGCUCGCUCAUGCUGGGUGAGAGGGACGCACGGACUUCGAGGGGCUGCCAAAGCCACUGGGGGCGCUUCCUGGGCUCAGCAAGAUGCCCCAAAACCUUAGGGUGGGGAGGAACGGACUUCAAUUAAAAAAAGUUUGAGGCACUAAGCUUUCACUCCCUCGCUCAUCCAUCCGGUCUCUCUGUAACACCACGUCAAACUGAUUUGCUGCCUCCUCGC